Molecule: messenger RNA, 1777 nt
Organism: Pichia membranifaciens NRRL Y-2026
Lineage: Eukaryota; Fungi; Ascomycota; Pichiomycetes; Pichiales; Pichiaceae
Exons: 1
Coding region: 447-1595 (382 amino acids)
Source: RefSeq, a predicted model, not a curated record
GGGGUGUAUACAUGGCGGCAGAGACCUGGCGUGUCGGCCGUCGGCCGUCUGCAGAAGCCGAUAUUUUGCUUCGGAUCUUGGGGUGUUUAUCCCCUUUUUUUCCGGCCUUUGUCCCUCGUCGUACACCUCCUGGCAAGUUCGUAUAGACUGUCCGGUUCUCUUUUCUUACCUCAGCUACAACCUCACUCACACACACUCUGUCGCUACUUCUCUUGUGCCCUUCUGGUCCUUCGUUUCGCCCGGUCUUUGUCGUUCGACUUGUCUGUACUUUCUCUCUCUUUAUUCUUUGCUCUCUUUUUCCCUAUCCCUGCCCCUAUCCCUUUCCCUCUUUGCCGUUUCCUUCUACUUCUUCGCUCCCUCACUCCUUUCGUUCCGUUUGUCAGAAGAAGACGCUGGAACAUAAUACGGCACAGCUGGAUCGGACCAUCACACAACCUCUAGCGGUAAUGACAGGUCCUUUCACUCUCAUCAGAAAGAAGAGUCAAAAACUCAAACGAAAGCUGUCAAAACACGAAAAGAAGACCGAAGAACCGGCCCGUUAUGCCUACAACACAAGCCGCUACGGAAACGAAAAUGAAACCCUGGACUACAACUGUUACUCCCCAAUAGGCACCUCUUCUCCUACAUUCCCCAAUUUUCCAAGAAACACACAUUCGGUCUCGUUUGACUUAUCCCCCAUAGAAGUCAAAGAACUCUCUGUCGACAUACCCUACUACAAUUUCAACCGCUCCCGUAGCACACAGAAUCUUCAGGGUUACACCAACAAUCCUAAUAACAAGGAGAACAUUUUCUACGAAUCAGAUUCUACCAAAAGUCGAAGAUCCCUUGACAAUCUAGGGACUCUGAUCAAAAUACCCAAAAGAACCGCUUCCCCUCCAUCUGCUAGUAACUCCAACUUCAAUCCGGCAUCUAAUAGACUCUCUUUUGACAUUGCUUCUUACCAGCUCAACAAAUCAAAGAUCAGAUCAGGCUCGAAAAGGGUGACCUCGGACUCUUCACUCUAUUCAAAUUCAAGACCAACAUCCAUGAUACUCGACUCGGAAAAAACUCUUAUACCCCCAUACAGCAUUCACAGUAUCUCCAGCAAUACCUACACUAAUAAGACCAAGAAUAGUAUCUAUGGAUCGAUUUACCCGGAGCGUCUCUCCAGAAGUGCAAUAUCUCUGAACACAUAUGUAGAUCCCGAAACUCUGGCCCCAGAAAAUAGUCUUCGCCAGUCAACUUCUCUGCUACGUGCCAAAAGUACAACCCAUGGUUCCCGUCAUACCCACCAUAGUCACAAACAUGGCAAUCACAAACAUGAUUACUCAUCUCGAAAAAAGGUUCCAAAAAGAGUUAGAGACAACCAAGGGGUUGUUUCGGCAGAUCUUGACAAUUGGAGUCUCGAAACUCCAUCGAAUAUCCUUUUUGCAAUCAUAUUCCAUGUCCUCAACAUCUUCUUCGGUGUCUGCGUCUAUCUGCCAAUCUAUAUUUUGGUUAGAUUUGGUUACUUAUCAAUCCUGCUGGUUGGCCUCGGGAUCUUGGCGUGGUGCAUUUUCGGGUCCCCUUCACCAUCGGUGGUUGUGAAUCUGCAGCAUACUAUCUCAGAAAUCUGAUUAAUUGUGGCUUCCCAUGCCGCCAUAUUGCCAAAAACUUCACAUAACACUGUCGCAUUUGCUUUCCGGCACAACCUCAACUCAUAAACAAUUAUUCCUGGUAAACACUAAAACUUUAGUGUCCUUUAUAAAUAAAAAAAAUUCAUGUAAUAACCUCAUAUUCAGUAAAAAGAUAGACCGUG